AUGAUUGAAAUAUUGGUGCUCCUACUGGUAGGCGUCCUUGAAGUCUUGCGCCUGGAGCCGCAAUACUCGAAACUGGUCCGAGUCCACAAUCAAGUCGUCAACGCAGUAUCAAACCUUCCUGCCAAUCUGGGACUGCCAGUGACCACGUUGUAUGCUGUCACGACUCACGGUGGCCUGCCGGUAGUGCACCAACUCGUGGGCAACUUGAAGCUGACUAGAAGGACGUUUUGGUACUUGUUGGCAGCAUUUCGCUGGUUACGAACCUUCCUUCAAGUUAGACUCGGGUCGUCAAGGAACUUGGAUGGCCAAUCAUCCAUUGCUAAACCCGACCGGGCUCGGGUAGCCUGGAUCAACGCAAUGCAAAAGUUCGAUGCACUAGAUCAGAGCACAGAUGCAUUAUCGGCCCCCAGACAUGUCCCCACAAGGCUGAUUAACAUCUUCACGGGACAAGUCGAAGCCAUCCAGAAUGAUACCACAAAGCGCUACGUCAUUGCAUCCUACCUCUGGAAUCCAGACAGAUUUACGGGCACUUCAGAACACUAUUCUGGCUUGUGGGACGACAUACCCCAGGCACCCACAUUCGACGAUUGGUUCCGUCUGACUUGCCUCAUGCAUCCAAACAUCGUUCAGGCAGUUGAUGCAGAGGAAAGGGAGUUGGAUCGUUUGCACUGCCCAUCGGAAGUGCCAGCAGGGCUAUCGCGGGAAUAUUUACGAGAGAUAUUUUUCCUUGUCGCCAGGGAAGCCUUGUUGAUGGGUCUUGAGUAUGUCUGGAUGGACAGCAUUUGCGUCAACCAAGCGGAUCCAGAAGAUGUCGCACGUGAGAUACCAAGGAUGAGUGACUAUUACAGUAAUGCAGCUUGCUGCGUUGCUGUAUCCGAAGCGCUACGCCGGCGCUAUGCUACCGCCGAAGGCCCUUCCCAAGAUGACGCAGGGCCAGAAUCCAGAAGCGACCAAGCUUGGCGCAGGAUUAUAACUUGGAUGAAGGGGUAUCAUGCCAAACGGGUCUGGGUCUUCCAAGAGACGUACUUGGCCAGAAAAGUUGUAGUCCGCGCUAGAAACAUCCGAAUCGACGCCAAUGAAUUGGUCAGGACUAGCGACUCGGUUUCGCCCCGCUCUCGUAUCCUUCUCAGCAUAACGAGCGACGAAUUUCCCAUUUCUCUCCCAAUAUCAAAUUGGGAUCGCCCAAUGUCACCUGAACUCUGCUUGCAGUACUGUCGCAAGCGAGACUGCUCGUUCCUUCAUGAUAACGUCUACGGCAUUCUUGGCCUAUUUCCCUUCAAAAUUCGCAAUUCACUCCCGGUGGAUUAUCAACUUUCACCAGGGAUCAUUCUCGCCAUAUUUUCCUACUUGAGAGUUCGAGAUGGGGAUUUAUCUGCUUUACUUACGCUCCAGCACGAAUUCUACGAAAGGGAUGAACCCGGUCUCGGCGUCUCGUGGUUUCCUGCGGGCUUUGGCUGGCAACCAAAAGAUAUAUUUGGCGUUACGCCGCAUGCCGAACUCUUGUCUCAUGUUGACCCUGAGGGCAUACUGCACAUGUCCAUGUACCAUCUCGAAGUGGAGAAAGUUGCCACAAGCUUGAGUUUCGCGUCGAUUGCGGUAGAGCAUGAUGAUCUCAAUAUUGAGAUCCAUCUCAUGCCACGCUAUGCCGAGCUCUUCCGUAAAAGGCCGCCUCAAACCGGAAUAUAUAUUGUUGGGGGGAUAUUGGAACCCUCCAAUAGCGGGCGCGAACCUUCUUUCUUUGGUCCGCCUACCUUGCGACAGCAAAUCGCAAGCAAGGAGCGCGAGGAAAGAGAGAGGUUCUUGAAUCGGAAAGCGAAAAAAGGCGAAGUUGUACUGGCAACCUUUGGGGAACAGAGUUGGUCGUUUGAUGAUGUUCCCAACUGGUGGUUCUGGCUUUUACUGGCAACAGAUGAUGAGGGAAAGACAUGGAGAAGAUUCGGAAUAGCUAUCAGCCACGAAGUUAAUACUGGCUCGAUCGCACGAAAGAGAUUUAGUAUUCGGUAAUGAAAAUAUAGGCUACUACUGUGUGGAUCAUUGUGUACUAGAUGUCCACUAGAGUUCGCACAUUUUUGGCGUAGCGUCUAUUACUAGAUGGUCACCAGAGUUCGCGUUUUUUUUGCAACAACAAUAGCUCCUCAACGUCUGGGUCAAAAUGUACAAUUCUUUUACCGUCGGAUAGCCUGAUGUCUAAAAUACAAUGCCUG
Messenger RNA from Suillus subaureus, 2204 nucleotides. RefSeq lists its product as uncharacterized. The record is from RefSeq and is a predicted model, not a curated record. Lineage: Eukaryota; Fungi; Basidiomycota; Agaricomycetes; Boletales; Suillaceae. Bases 1 to 2004 code for a protein of 667 amino acids. The transcript is spliced from 4 exons.